Molecule: messenger RNA, 826 nt
Organism: Bubalus bubalis (water buffalo)
Lineage: Eukaryota; Metazoa; Chordata; Mammalia; Artiodactyla; Bovidae
Gene: FDCSP
Product: follicular dendritic cell secreted protein
Exons: 5
Coding region: 273-695 (140 amino acids)
Source: RefSeq, a predicted model, not a curated record
UUAAAAUGACAAUACAACCAAAAAAACUUCCCAAUUGAUUAUAAUCAAUACCAAUAGGAUUCUGAGAAAAUAAUUUUUUUAAUUGUAGAAAUUAGAGGAAAAAAAUUUAAAGAGCAGAGGGUAACUUUAUGUGAAGUGAUAAACUUUGAAUACACAACUUACACAAGUUGAAAAGAAAACACAAAUAGUUGCCUUUGGUAGUCACUCAACCAAAGUUUCAAUGAAACUGUAAAUGUCAGUUAUUCCACAAUUUCAACACAUCGUGAUAGUUGAUGAUUCAACUAAUAACUGAUCCCAGGGAGAGGCUCUCAAACCACAGGUUUCAUCCCAUUCGCUUCGGAGUGUAUAAAAUAGCUGUGAUAUUCCAGGGCCAGUCACCUCCAUUUCUUCUAACACCAUCCCAGAGAAGGAACGGACUGGGAAGUUUGAGAUUACAUCUGAAUAAAAUGAAAGUUCUCCUUCUGCUCACAGCCAUCUUGGCAAUAACCAUUGGUUUCCCGGUCUCUCAAGACACGGAAAGAGAAGCACGAAGUGUCAGUGGGAGUGAUGAACUAUCUUCACAGUUCUUUUUUCCUCCUUACCAAUAUCCACACAGACAUUAUUCACGAUUCCUCUGUCCAUGGUGGGCCUAUUUUUAUCCUCCCAUUUCAGUACCUGCAUCUGUCUCUGCAACUACUCCUCUUAAUGAGAAUUAAAUAAGAAAGAGAAGUCCCAGUGCAAUUUAAGAUGAAAUAGCUGGUCACUGCAAAAUUGAACAUGAGCCACUUCCUUGAAGAAUCAAUAUUCCUGUUAAUCAAAGAAAAAUAAAUGUGAUUGAAGAAGCAUA